Messenger RNA from Aspergillus glaucus CBS 516.65, 979 nucleotides. RefSeq lists its product as uncharacterized. The record is from RefSeq and is a predicted model, not a curated record. Bases 24 to 902 code for a protein of 292 amino acids. Lineage: Eukaryota; Fungi; Ascomycota; Eurotiomycetes; Eurotiales; Aspergillaceae. The transcript is spliced from 4 exons. Gene Ontology annotation, cellular component: 90S preribosome; nucleus.
UAUACCCCAUACCAAAUCCAAAAAUGUCGAAGGAAGAAUCCAACGCCGCAGCUGGCCUCUCGGCCAAGGUCGAGAAGAAGCGCAAGCGACCAGCCGAUGAGGAACCAUCUACCACGAAAAACGCAGCGACACCUGCGACUAACGCUACAUCGGAAUCCGGGCCCAGCCUCAAGAAGCAAAAGAACAAGCAGAAGUUCAAGGAGAAGAAGAAGUUGAAGGCGCAGCAGGCGCAACAGGAUGAUGUGACGGGCGAGGAGCGCAAAAAGGGCAUUGACGGAUCGAUUGGGAAGAUGGACGGGCCGUUGUUCGCGGAUUAUCUUGCACAGAAAACGAAGAGGCAUAAUAAAGAGAUUUCGGCUGUGGAAUUGAGUGAUCUUUCUGUUCCUGAUUCCGCAUUUCUCGAUACAUCGUCCUACGACGGAUCGAGAGCGCUCGAUAAACUCCCCGAGUUCCUCAAAGCAUUCAGUCCGAAUAAGGGCGCUGGUCUGUUAAAGGCUUCGGAAGAAAAGGGCACUCCACAUACAUUGGUGAUUUCCGGUGCUGCGCUUCGGGCGGCCGAUGUGGUUAGAGCACUCCGUCCAUUGCAAAACAAGGAAUCCACUGUGGGAAAGCUCUUCGCCAAGCACAUCAAGCUGGAGGAGGCCAAGCAAUUCCUGCAACGAGCACGCAUGGGCAUCGGCGCCGGUACACCGGCACGAAUUACCGAUUUGAUCGAGUCAGGAACACUCAAACUGGACGAACUCGAACGCAUCGUCAUCGACGGUUCUUUCAUCGACCAGAAGAAGCGCGGCAUAUUCGAUAUGAAGGAGACGCAUAUUCCGCUCCUGCAAUUGCUGACUCGGCCUGAGUUCCGGGAUCGGUAUGGAGCGAAGCAAAAGAAAAUUCAGAUUUUGGUUUUUUGAUUGCGUCACUCGGAGUUACAGGCAUGGUUUAUAGAUAAUUAGUACAUAGCAUUCAUAUGAGUACUAUCUGCAUGAGU